GAAAUGAAAUCUUUAGGAUAAAUCAAUGCAAUUUAGGAGGACUCAAUGAAAGGACAUCAAUUCAAAUCCUGGAUUUUCGAAUUGAGAGAGAUAUUGAGAGAGAUCAAGAAUUCUCACUAUUUCUUAGAUUCAUGGACCAAAUUCAAUUCAGUGGGAUCUUUUAUUCACAUUUUUUUCCAUCAAGAACGUUUUAUAAAACUCUUGGACUCCCGAAUUUGGAGUAUCCUACUUUCACGCAAUUCACAUUUACAGGGUUCAACAAGCAAUCGAUAUUUCACGAUCAAGGGUGUAGUACUAUUUGUAGUAGCGGUCCUUAUAUAUCGUAUUAACAAUCGAAAGAUGGUCGAAAGAAAAAAUCUCUAUUUGACAGGGCUUCUUCCUAUACCUAUGAAUUUCAUUGGACCCAGAAAUGAUACAUUGGAAGAAUCUUUUGGGUCUUCCAAUAUCAAUAGGUUGAUUGUUUCGCUCCUGUAUCUUCCAAAAGGAAAAAAGAUCUCUGAGAGCUGUUUCCUGGAUCCGAAAGAGAGUACUUGGGUUCUCCCAAUAACUAAAAAGUGUAUCAUGCCUGAAUCUAACUGGGGUUCGUGGUGGUGGAGGAACUGGAUCGGAAAAAAGAGGGCUUCUAGUUGUAAGAUAUCUAAUGAAACCGUCGCUGGAAUUGAGAUCUCAUUCAAAGAGAAAGAUAUAAAAUAUCUGGAGUUUCUUUUUGUAUAUUAUAUGGAUGAUCCGAUCCGAAAGGACCAUGAUUGGGAAUUGUUUGAUCGUCUUUCUCCGAGGAAGAGGCGAAACAUAAUCAACUUGAAUUCGGGACAGCUAUUCGAAAUCUUAGUGAAAGACUGGAUUUGUUAUCUCAUGUUUGCUUUUCGUGAAAAAAUACCAGUUGAAGCGGAGGGUUUCUUCAAACAACAAGAAGCUGGGUCAACCAUUCAAUCAAAUGAAAUUGAGCAUGUUUCCCAUCUCUUAUUAAGAGAAACAAGUGAUGCUAUGCAAAAUUGUGCUCAAUUUCAUAUGCGGCAAUUCCUCCAAGAUCUCUUCUUUAGUUGGGGGAAAAAUCCGUACGAAUCGAAUUUUUUGAGGAAUAUAUCGAGAAAGAAUUGGUUAGACAAUGUGUGGUUGUUAAACAAGGAUCGGUUUUUUAGCAAGAUACGGAAUGUAUCGUCAAAUAUUCAAUAUGAUUCCACAAGAUCUAGUUUCGUUCAAGUAACGGAUUCUAGCCAAUUGAAAGGAUCCUCUGAUCAAUCCAGAGAUCAUUUCGAUUCCAUUAGUAAUGAGGAUUCAGAAUAUCACACAUUGAUCAAUCAAAGAGAGAUUCAACAACUAAAAGAAAGAUCGAUUCUUUGGGAUCCUUCUUUUCUUCAAACGGAACGAACAGAGAUAGAAUCAGACCGAUUUCCUAAAUGCCUUUCUGGAUAUUCCUCAAUGUCCCGGCUAUUCACGGAACGUGAGAAGCAGAUGAAUAAGCACCUGCUUCCGGAAGAAAUCGAAGAAUUUCUUGGGAAUCCUACAAGAUCCAUUCGUUCUUUUUUCUCUGACAGAUGGUCAGAACUUCAUCUGGGUUCGAAUCCUACUGAGAGGUCCACUAGAGAUCAGAAAUUGUUGAAGAAAGAACAAGAUAUCCGGGAUGUGAUAUGGUUCCGAAGGAUGAACUGGAUAUGGACAGUUCCAAUAAGAUUUCAUUCUUGA
This is a messenger RNA of Prunus dulcis (almond), 1683 nucleotides long. Its product is annotated as protein Ycf2-like. The record is from RefSeq and is a predicted model, not a curated record. Lineage: Eukaryota; Viridiplantae; Streptophyta; Magnoliopsida; Rosales; Rosaceae. The transcript has 2 exons. Bases 46 to 1683 code for a protein of 545 amino acids.